UUAGCAUUUCAUCUUCAAACGGAGAGAGAAAUUAAUGAAAUUUAAAAAAAAAAGGGUAAAAAACACAAGUGACAUUGAAAGAAAAAUACAGAAAAUGCCAUUCCUCUCCGGAUCUACAAGAUCUAAUCUACUUUUUUUGUUUUCUCAAAAGAAAAAAAUGUUUUACUCUUUCAGAUAUAUUUAUUGAGUUAGAUUAGAUCCCUAACUGAGAAAAAAAAAUUAAUAGUAAUCGAAGAAGAAGAAAGAUGUACAUGGCAUAUGGAUAUCCGCAGGUGAUUCCAUUAGAGCAAGGGCAGUGUCCAUCCUCGCAAAAAGUCAUUUAUAUCAAACUCAUUAAUCGACUCUUGCUUGUCGUUUCACCUUCGCAUCUCGAGCUCUGGAGCUCCUCUCAGCAUAGAGUGAGGUUAGGGAAGUAUAAGAGAGAUGAGGAUUCGUUGCAACGAGAAGGCGAGAAUUUGCAGGCCGUUUGGAGCCCUGACUCCAAAUUGAUUGCCGUUCUUACAUCAUCUUUUUUUCUUCACAUUUUCAAGGUCCAGCUCACGGAAAGAAAAGUACAUAUAGGAGGGAAGCAACCCUCUGGUUUAUUUCUGGCAACGAUAACUUGUGUUCUGAAUGAACAAGUCCCUUUUGUGGAAAAGAUUUUGUCUGUGAGCAAUAUUGUGAGUGAUAACAAACAUAUGUUAUUGGGGCUUUCUGAUGGAUGUUUGUAUAGUAUCUCCUGGAAGGGAGAGUUUUAUGGAGCUUUUGAACUUGAUUCCUUUCAACAUAGUAGCACUGAAGUUACUACUUUACCACAUUCUCUAGUCAAUGGUAUUAAUUCUGGAGAGGCUCAAGGAGCUUUUGUCUCGAAUUAUAAAGUCUCCAAGAAGUCUGGUAUAGCCCAAUUGGAGUUUUGUGUUGCAAUGAGGCUGCUAUUAGUCUUAUAUUCUGAUGGACAACUCAUGUCAUGCUCUGUGAGCAAGAGAGGUUUAAAGCCAGUUGAAUCCAUUAAAGCUGAAAAAAUUUUGGGAUCUGGUGAUGCUGUAUGUACUUCCAUUGCUGGAGAUCAACAGAUCCUUGCCGUUGGUACCAGAAAAGGAGUUGUUGAGUUAUAUGACUUGGCUGAAUCAGGGUCGCUCAUUCGUAAAGUCUGCUUAUAUGACUGGGGAUAUUCGAUGGAUGACACUGGUCCUGUCAGUUGUUUUGCAUGGACACCUGAUAAUUCUGCUUUUGCUGUUGGGUGGAAGUUAAGAGGACUUACUGUUUGGUCUGUUUCUGGAUGUCGUCUGAUGUUAACUAUCUGUCAAAUUGGUUUGAGUUCUGUUUCUUCUCCUGUAGUUAAGCCAAACCAGGAUUGUAAAUAUGAACCAUUGAUGGGUGGUACCUCACUAAUGCAGUGGGAUGAAUAUGGAUAUAGGCUUUAUGCUAUUGAGGAAGGAUCGCCGGAGAGAAUUCUUGCAUUUUCUUUUGGAAAAUGUUGCCUGAGCAGAGGAGUUUCGGGGAUGACUUACGUACGUCAAGUGAUUUAUGGUGAAGAUAGGUUGCUUGUCGUGCAGUCAGAAGAUACCGAUGAGCUUAAGAUGCUACAUUUGAACCUUCCAGUUUCUUAUAUCUCCCAAAAUUGGCCUGUUCAACAUGUAGCAGCGAGCAAGGAUGGGAUGUAUUUAGCAGUUGCUGGUCUCCAUGGGUUGAUUUUAUAUGAUAUAAGGUUGAAGAAGUGGUAUGAGUUGCUAUUCUAUCCUCGACAUCACCUUGAUCAGAGCACACUACUUUGCCGUAAACCAUUGCUUGCAAAGCCAAUGGUGAUGGAUGUUUAUGAAGAUUAUAUACUAGUCACUUAUCGCCCUUUUGAUGUGCACAUAUUCCAUGUGAAAUUGGUAGGUGAAUUGACACCUUCAAGUACUCCAGACCUACAGCUUUCUACAGUAAGAGAACUCUCAAUCAUGACUGCAAAGAGCCAUCCUGCAGCGAUGCGUUUUAUUCCCGAUCAAAUUCCAAGAGAGGGUGCCCUUGACGCUCGUAUUUCAUCUUCUUCAAACUUGUUAGCCAGAGAGCCUGCAAGAUGUCUGAUACUGAGGGCGAGUGGGGAACUUUCACUACUUGAGUUGGAUGAUGGUCGGGAAAGGGAACUCACUGAUUCUGUUGAAUUAUUUUGGGUUACAUGUGGUCAAUCAGAAGAGAAAACAAAUCUAAUAGAGGACGUCUCUUGGUUGGACUAUGGCCACCGAGGAAUGCAGGUUUGGUAUCCAUCUCCCGGUGUUGGCUCAUUUAAGCAGGAGGAUUUUUUGCAGUUGGAUCCAGAGCUGGAAUUUGACCGUGAGGUGUACCCUCUGGGGCUUCUUCCAAAUGCUGGGGUUGUUGUUGGUGUUUCUCAAAGAAUGUCAUUUUCAGCAUGCACAGAAUUUCCAUGUUUUAAGCCAACUCCCCAAGCUCAAACUAUAUUGCAUUGCCUACUCCGACACCUCCUUCAGAGGAACAAAAGCGAGGAGGCUUUACGGUUGGCACAAAUAUCAGCUGAGAAGCCGCAUUUUUCACAUUGUUUGGAGUGGCUUCUUUUCACUGUAUUUGAUGCUGAGAUUUCAAGGCAAAAUGCGAAUAAAAACCAGAUCUCAGUCCCAAAACAGAAUGUCUCUCUUUUGGAGAAGACCUGUGAUCUGAUCAAGAAUUUCCCAGAGUAUCUUGAUGUUGUUGUGAGUGUUGCAAGAAAAACUGAUGGUAGACAUUGGGCUGAUUUGUUCACUGCUGCAGGAAGAUCAACGGAGUUGUUUGAAGACUGCUUCCAACGGAGAUGGUACCGCACUGCAGCUUGCUACAUUCUUGUAAUUGCUAAACUUGAAGGUCCUGCUGUUAGUCAGUAUUGUGCUCUGCGGUUAUUGCCGGUGACACUAGACGAAUCAUUAUAUGAACUUGCUGGAGAGCUGGUGAGGUUCUUAUUGAGAUCAGGAAGAGACUAUGAGCAGGCAUCUACAGAUUCUGACAGACUAGCUCCAAGAUUCUUGGGCUAUUUUCUUUUUCAUUCUAGUUACAGGAGGCCAUCACUUGAUAAAAGUACCUCAUUCAAAGAGCAGAGUGCUCAUAUUGCUCCUGUCAAGAACAUAUUGGAGAAUCAUGCUAGCUAUUUGAUGUUGGGAAAGGAACUUUCCAAACUUGUUGCAUUUGUAAAAGGCACUCAGUUUGAUUUAGUGGAAUACCUUCAACGAGAAAGAUAUGGUUCUGCUCGGUUGGAGAAUUUUGCUUCAGGACUUGAACUGAUUGGGCAAAAGCUGCAAAUGGGUACAUUGCAGAGCAGGUUGGAUGCUGAAUUCCUAUUGGCUCAUAUGUGCUCUGUCAAGUUUAAGGAGUGGAUAGUUGUCCUUGCCACACUUUUAAGACGAUUUGAGGUUCUUUUUGAUCUUUUUCGGCAUGAUAUGCGGUUGUGGAAAGCAUAUAGUAUGACCUUGCAGUCUCAUCCUUCAUUUGCUGAAUACCAUGAUUUGCUUGACAUUUUGGAAGAGAAACUUUCAUCCAUUGCAAUUUCAGAAGAUAAAUGAGGUAGAUAUCAAGUUUAACCGAAACAAAAUUUUUCUGGAGAUGCCUAUUUCCACCUGAGUAACAAAUUUCAUUUAAAGCAUGCAUCAUUUAUUUGUUCAAUUGAGCAGAAAGAUGACCGAAGGAAAUCAAGUCUUGAGAAUGAUUUGAAUUAUAGAGUAAAUCUUGUAUCUCAUUAGAAUCACAAAAUUGUUCUUUGUAGAUAAAGAGGUUAAGCUUCUUAGGGAUUUCAUGCCCAGUUGCAUGUAUAUAAAUAAAUCAAAAUUAUCCAAAUAAACCACUUUAUAUAUUCCUGUAUUUGAGCUUGAGAUUGGUAGAAAAUUCUCCCAACUUUCUUGUGAUAUUUAUGAUAAAUUUCAAGGGCGUUCCAUUAGCAGAUAUACGGUUUAGUAUUUUUAGGAUUUUUUCUCCUUCCUGACAAGUCAUAUUAACCUGAAAGAAACGGGCUUCAGAAAUGCAUGUCACCUUCAACAAAUUAAUAAUGCUUUUUUUUUCCCUUUUUUUUG
This is a messenger RNA of Durio zibethinus, 4013 nucleotides long. Lineage: Eukaryota; Viridiplantae; Streptophyta; Magnoliopsida; Malvales; Malvaceae. The record is from RefSeq and is a predicted model, not a curated record.